Molecule: messenger RNA, 1513 nt
Organism: Entelurus aequoreus (snake pipefish)
Lineage: Eukaryota; Metazoa; Chordata; Actinopteri; Syngnathiformes; Syngnathidae
Product: insulin-like growth factor-binding protein complex acid labile subunit
Exons: 5
Coding region: 81-1172 (363 amino acids)
Cellular component (GO): plasma membrane
Molecular function (GO): protein binding
Source: RefSeq, a predicted model, not a curated record
CACCAUGCUGACUUUGUGUAAAGACCAAGUAAAGUGCACUUAAACACUCACCUGAGAGGUUCCUGGUCUCUCCAAGAAGCAUGCGUCUCCUCUUCUUUAUCCUUCUUGGACUCCUUCUCACAUUUUGUUCACCUCCACACCUUUUCCCCUCCGUGGCGUGCUCGCGACUGUGCCCUCGUCUGUGCCUCUGUCACGAACACACUGACCUGGUGGACUGUAACGGCCAGGGGCUGGAGCACGUUCCCAGGGGUCUCCCGCACGGCACCUGGCUGCUUGAGCUGGGAAGCAACAACCUGAGCGAGAUUUGCACCAGGGCCUUCAGCGGGCUGUGGUCCUUACGAGUGUUAUUGUUGGCCCACAGUCAGAUACGGGACAUUCAGCCACAGGCGUUCUUCUCACUGUCCUACCUGGAGAAGUUGGAUCUCAGCUGGAACCAACUCACCAGCCUCCCUGCGGACUUCUCCACAAGUCUGUCUGCUGUCAGGGAUCUGCGACUGCAACACAACCACCUAUGUCAUCUGUCUGCAUUCAGCUUUGAGCAUCUGGACAACAUGGAGAAGCUGGACCUCAGUCAUAACUGUUUAGUGUCGGUUGGCCCCGGUGUGUUCAGGGGCCUCUCGAGACUCAGACAACUCUACAUGCACAACAACAGACUGGCUGUCUUGCACCAAGGGAGCCUUGAUAUGAUGCCUGCACUCGAGGUGCUUCAGCUAAGUCAAAACAACAUCUCUCAGAUCGACACCGAUGCUCUGGCGUCUCUCUACAGCCUGGCAGUUCUCGCCCUGGGGGGAAACAACCUGCGUCACUUGAAAUUCAAAACCUUGCUCAGUCUGCACACAACUGCUACACACAUCCAGCUGGCAGGCAACCCCUGGAGCUGCGACUGCGACCUGCACCGCGUCUUCAGCAAGAUCCUGCAUGUCCGUCAUCUCCACAUCGACGACUACUCGAACGUGACCUGCCACGACCCGCCGCAGCUCGCCGGGGCUUCGCUGGCUUGGGUGGACAGCCGGCUGUGCAUCGCAGAGACCGCCACCGUGCUCGUCAUCACCGUCACCGUGCUGGUCACGGUGGUGGCGGCCGUGGUCAUGGCGGAAAGGAACAGGAAGAGGAACAACGGCAAGAGUUGGGACACCGAAUCCCAGAACCAAAGCCACAGUCCUCCAUCAUGAGAAGAUCGAGAUUGUCAGAAAAAUUGUAUGUAAAUUAUCAAAAAACCUUCCGUUCUGAGUUCCCAAUGAACAGACAAGAGGCUGUCUUUGUUGCACCAAGCAAAAGCUUGGAAAAUUCCAUUGUGUACGAUGGGAGGAGACGGCAUGGGGGUUAUCUAUUGUCAUCGAAGACCUGCUCAAGCUGAAUCCAGGACUAGCCCAAGCCCGAGGCAUCUUUUUCUUUUGUGUUAAUGUGACCGAAAACAAUGACUGUUUACAUACUCCCCAUUCCUUUAGAAACAGAUGUUAUGUAAACAGGGAAAGUCCAAAUAAAAAGAGGUGGCGUACAAUCUUUCGCCAGA